Pangasianodon hypophthalmus (striped catfish) is the source of this 6920-nucleotide messenger RNA. It is a transcript of the gene cdr2a, whose product is annotated as cerebellar degeneration-related protein 2a. NCBI's taxonomy places the organism in Eukaryota, Metazoa, Chordata, Actinopteri, Siluriformes, Pangasiidae. The transcript has 5 exons. The record is from RefSeq and is a predicted model, not a curated record. The coding region runs from base 185 to 1426 and encodes 413 amino acids.
CGUAUUUUCGUCCUGCUAUGGAGUUUGCCACGUUGCCGCAGAUGCAGAACAACGCCAGCGGGUGUGUUGGGGAUUUUUUUUCCUUCUCUUUACACCAGCUUACAAAGUGACCCGAUGUAGAAGGCGUUAGACGCGUGAAGGAAGACCUGAGAGAGCUUGUAGUUUGGUUGGAAAAGGUGGGAAGAUGCUUGCGGAUGUGAUAGUGGAGGAGGAAUUUGAUAAGGAGCAGGAGCUGUGGUACAGCAGGAAGGAGCUGGAGCAUGAUCUCCACUUGGCCGCAGAGUUGGGAAAGACUCUGCUGGAGAGGAACCAUGAGCUGGAGCAGGGCCUUCAGCAGAUGUACUCCACCAAUCAGGAGCAGCUGCAGGAGAUCGAGUACCUGAACAAGCAGGUGGAGCUGCUGAGGCAGAUGAACGAUCAGCACACUAAGAUGUACGAGCAGCUGGACGUGGCGGCGCGAGACCUGGAGACGACUAACCACAGGCUGGUGCUGGACAACCGCACGGCCCAGGGGAAGAUCCAGAGCCUGACCGAGACCAUCGACAGUCUGCAGUCUCACAUGGAGAGUCUGCAGAAGCAGGUGGAGGAGCUGAAGGCGUCGCAGUCGGAGCGCUCGAGGAGAGAACGCGCUGAAGCUCGUCGAGGCCUGGCGGCUCAGAGCGUCUCCUGUCUCUACGACCUGCACCGGGAGACGCGUCUGAGCUCGGAAAGCCACAGUGACGAUCGCUCGUGGUGGGCGCUGGAUGCAGGUCUGGUGGAAGAGGAGAAGUCUGCCCUGCAGAGUGCGUUGCGUAGCCUGCACACACAGCUGGGCAGCGAGCGCGAGCGUCGGGAAGCGGCGGAGAAGGUUAUGGAGCUGACCGAGCGAGAGAACCGGGCGCUGGAGGAACAGCUGGCACAGCUGGAGGGGGCGCGACGGCACCAAGCCGAACUGGAGGCCGAGGUGGAAGAGCUGCGGCAGCUGUGGCGCUCGGAAUCAUCCAGCGUUAGACCUACAGACUCGCUCGUAGCCGACGCCGUGAUCUUCCUCACUGAGGAGAAGGGGGCGGAGUCAGGAGCGGAGGUGGUAGAGGAAGAGGAAGGGUCAGAACAGGAACUGAGACGUGGCCACGAGCUGACGUGUAUACGGCGAUCGGAGGCGGUGAGGCAGCGCGGAAUCUCUCUGCUGAACGAGGUGGACGCGCAGUACAGCGUACUGAAGACCAAAUACGAGGAGCUGCUGCUGCGCUGCCAACGCGGAGACGACGCACAGAGCCACAAAGCCGUCCAGACGCCCGCCGCGUCCCUCAAACCUCAAUCAGCCUCCCUCACGGACGACACGUACCAGCCGGAGUACAGGGCACUCUUCAAGGAGAUCUUCACAUGUAUCCAGAAGACCAAAGAGGACCUGAGUGAGAACAGGGCCACACCCAAGCGCAAACAGUGACUCUGGGUCGUGUGUGUGUUUCGUUUUGUUUUUUUUUACCGGGUCGAAUAGCAGUAUUCUCAUCAGCCGCCGUCCAUUUUAAAAACUUUGCACUUUGUUUUCGUUCACGUAAAAUGGGCGGCUCAGGAUACAUCAUUCGGAGAGUCUCGGUGCUAACCUAUCCCAGUGCAUUGUGGGAUAUCAGGACUGUGUUGGAUAUCCUACACUACGCAUUUAAAAAUGAUUCCGUAAGCAACGCGCUCGAUCGCAAACACGUUGUGGUUUCUGAUAUACAGCCGUGAUCGUGACCGUGACCCGACCGAUACAGGAACCUUUUAUUACCCAGUCCUAAAAUAUUCCAGUAACAUUCUCCGAUAUAAUUCAACACUUUAUGAUAUAUAAUAUGAUUACCAAUUAAAUUUCGAGGUGAAUUAUUAUUAUUAUUAUUAUUAUUAUUAUUAUUUAUGCGUACACCAUGUGAGAACUUCUCAGUGUAAAGGAACGAUUUAGUCCGUUUUUUGUCAGCUUUGAUUUGAUGUUUCAUCUCAGGAGAAAAACGCUGAGGAAAGCAACGUUAAUUAUUAAAUAAUAAUAAUAAUAAUAAUAAUACGAAGAAAUAAAAACUGGGGAAAAAAACGUUGCUUACAGAAAAUCACGAGAAUUUUUUCACGUGAACUUUUCACACGUUCUCUCACGUGUUUUCUUACAUUCCUUUAUUACCUGUUUUUUUUUUUCUUUCUUGCAUACACGUUGAUCUUUAUUUCGUCUUUCCCAUCACUUUCAGCUUUAUUUAUAUAUUUAUUUAUUUAUUGCACAAAUAGUAAACAGCGUCCAGUUUAGUCCACUAAAUGUCACGUGUUCGCUUGAAUUCACGUGCGCAGUUUAAGGGUAAAACACGGUGAAACGUUCACACACGUGAUCACGUACUGCUCACAGUCACGUGUCUUUUGUGUAUGCGGCCCCCUGGUGGCACUGCAGCGCGUUUGUCUGUUCUGUGUGAAGACUGUUUACGAACGUAACACCAACUUACACGUAAACGUGCGAGAUCUCUGAGUUAUUAGUACAGUUUCUGUUGAUACCGAUAUGUUCAGGAAACCUCAGUAUCGGCGAUUUUAUCAGCUCUCUGAUGUAUCGGUCGGGCAUGAGUUGUGUUUGGUGUUUGGUGUUUCGGUUGUGAGCCGUGCUCUACGACUAAUAUGGAGUACAGCCAUCACCAUAUACACACACACACACACACACACACACUGUCCAGGAUUGAACUCGAGCACCACACACACACACACACACACACACACACACACACAAACACACAUCGUUUUGAGUCAUUUGGGUUUGUCCAAAAUCUUUACCAGCCUGAUUUUGCUGCUCUGGCUUUCUUUAAACGUAACCUUCGCCAUUUCUGCGUCAGUAGUCUUAAAUAUUUGGACGUGCUGUUAUUAAUAACUAGCUUUAGAAAAGAAUACUGUAGAAUGUACAUUAGAUGAAGGAGAGAAGAUGAUUCUUUAGCACGUCAGUAACAGAGGAACUUCACCUCCAGUUCGGUCGCAUGUAAAUUGCAGGGUUUUUUUUUUUUUAAUUUUAACGACUCGAAGCUUACCUCAUGAGUUCUGCGUACUAACGAACAAACUAACUUUAUACUAACAUGUUGGAGUGAAAUCGUUUCUCACGGCUUGGUGGAACAGCGACGCAAACGUGUGUGUGAUGUUUGUGACGCUCUCCCGCUCUGCACUUUAUUCUAUUUUAUGCAUUUCAGGGUUUUUUUUUUUUUUUUUUUUUAAUUGUAUUUAUUGUUUUUUUUUCCACAAGUGGAUGUAGAUAUGAGAGCUUUAUUUUUUAUUUAUUUUCAUCAUUUGUUUUGUUCAGUCACUGUAUAUUUAUGAUGUGGGAAUUUUUUUUUUUCCAACUGCGAACACUGAGUCGAUGUUUUCUUGUAGAUUUAUAAGAAAGCCUAGUAGCCUAAUGAGUAUUACUUAUACUGCUUUACUGAUAUGUGCUGAAUACCGGGUUAAAGGAAUAGUUAAGUGAAGAAUAUAAUUUACCGAAUUUUUAAUUUGCUCCAAAUUGAGUCAGGAUGUUUUCGCUGUCGGAUGUUUGCUUGCUUGUUAGUUUUGCACUGGAGCUACGAAUAUAGCUAACAAGUAAAAACAACAUUUUCUGAGGCUCGUAAAGUCACGGGUCAGAGGUCACCUAGAUAGUCGACACGAAAGUGAAAAGCAGCGCUACCACAAUUAAACGCGUCUUUCUUGUUGUACCCUUUCCCCUUCAGUGAAUUUUUCCUCCGCUACUUUAGCUGAAAAGGCAGAAUAGUUUUAUCACCAUAGCAACAGGUCAAAACCCAUAAACAAGUAAAAACACGCUCGGACCUUCAUCCUUAAGCGCCGUAAUCUCAUUUUUAGCACCGAUCGUCCAUGCUGAAUCACGUUAAAUGUGUUUAUACUGUAAUAUUUCUGAUGUGGUCAGUGAUUCUGGUGCUAAACUGUUGGUAGAGAGAUGUUGUCAUCACAAGCGCAGUAACAAUAGCAUUUAAUAGAAGGAAAACAUUUCAGUGUUCUCAAACACAAUAAUGCUCAGGGUUUUUUUUUUUCUCAAUCAUUUUUUCCAGCCAUGUCAUAUUGAUAAGAAGCUAUAAGGGAGAGAGAGAGAGAGAGAGAGAGAGAGAGGGAGGAGUUUACUGAAGAAGUUAGACUCAUAAAUAAACCUUAGACUCAGUUACGAUGCAGUUGAGACUCGGCUAGUUAGCGAUCUACGAGAUAACGAGCGCGUUGUUUUUGACAGAGGUACUAGCACGAAAGUCGGAGCUUUGAAAGCUGAUCUUUUUGAGCAGAUGAGGAGAUGAGACAGCUUAACAAACUAAAACACUAAAGCGCCGCUGCAGCACUCUCUCCAUCAGCAGGUAGUAGAAUGGCAUUGUGUGUACUGUAGGAAACCAAAGUGAAAAUAGACCAACUGAAAAGCAAAAUAAUUCUUGGACGCCCUUGAAGAUCACGUUAAUUAGAAAGAAGCGAUGAUGUGCAAAGAGAAUCUUCAUCAUCCUCCGCAUCACUUCCUGCUUUCCGACUUUCACUCUCAUUUCAGGAAUGAUACCAGAGUGAUUCCACGAUGCUCCAGUGUCUCGGCAAAGUCCCACUGCUUUAUGUCCUGAAGAACUGACUGUGGUUUAAUGAAGAUAUUUAUGAAAAAGGGAAAAUAUUUUGGGUGACGUAGACUUUCAUUAGAUUAGAUCAUUACAUUAGACUCGUCGCUCCAGUGCAAAAAAUAAAUAAAUAAAUAAAUAAUAGAAGCAAACAUCAGACCAAGAACUUAAAGAAAGUUGUCAAGUAGAUUUUUUUGUGGAACUUUUCCUUUAAUCUGAGCUUUACUGGGCUGUCAGUUGUUCUAAUAUAGUGUGAUGUGGAAUUUAAUUCCUGACUUCAGGAACAAUGUCUUCAUUAUUUUCAUCUCCAAACAUUCUCACACCAUCGUAGGUGCUGCUGGUGAAAGAGAGACAACGUGAAAGGAGCGUUUGAGGAUUUGGAGUUGAGAUGUUCAUGAUGAGAUGGCUCGACGGAUGUUUGGGUGUAAAAGGAAAAUGGAGAAACGUUUAAACACGUGGUGAUGACGUGAUGGCGGAGGUUUGCGUGUAGCGGGUGAAAGGGAUUGUCUUGCGUUGAGAAGGAAAGAUGGUGAUCGUAUGUGGAUAUGAAGGAAGACAGGUGAAAAUGUACAGCAGUGUUUGGCAUCUAUCAUCUUUGACGCCUUUUUUUUGUUGUUAGGGAAGCUUUGUAAAACCGUGGAAAAGAUCUUGGGUCCAUGUAUUUACUCUAUUUUAGGAUAAUAACAAGGAGAUUUUUAUUUGAUUUUUUUGAAACUUGGAUCAUUUGAAUAUUUGAACGUUCAUGAGAUGACAGGAUAAUUUUUUUUUUCCGGGGAUAAAGACAAAAAAUUUCACUUUCCUAAUCAAAUCAUUUACGUUUUUAUGAUAAUGUUUUAUUUUAUCAGAGGUGCCAGUUAUUAUUUAUGAGAAAAUCCCAGCAGGAAAAAAAAAGUUUUACCGCAUACCCAAGCGUAUGCCUGUGGAUGAGAGCUAAUUUUCCAUUUUUAUGUUGUUUUUUUUUCCCCCUCCAGAUGUGCGCCAAGUCACAGUGAGAAACCAGAGAGAUGUGUACACCAAAUACACCAUGAGUCCCGCCCUCUGGUUUUCUGAGGCUCGUAAAGUCACAGGUCAGAGGUCACCUAGAUAGUCGACACAAAGUGAAAUCCAGCGCUACCGCAAUUAAACGCGUCUUUCACGUUAUGUGCCCUUUCCCCUUCGGUGAAUUUUUCCACCGCUACUUUAGCUGAAAAGGCAGAAUAGUUUUAUCACCAUAGCAACAGGUCAAAACCCAUAAACGUCUAUACCUAAACCAUAAAUGUUGGCACCUCUGCUUCGAUCCAGAUGUAAGUUUAUGUUAAAUUUGUUAUACCAGUAAAUUUCCAUAGGCUUGUAGCGCAUGUAGUACGUUUUCUCAGGAAAACAUUUUAUAUUUGCUAGAUUGUAAUUAAUUCAUUAUCGCAAUGAAACAUUUUAUAAUUUAGAGAAAAUUAUUUUGUCAUCUCAGAAUACAUUAUUCUUGUGACAGGGACAAGCUUAUAAAUAAAUAAAUAAAGCUGUAGCAGGAAAAUGGAAUAAAUUAGAAUAUAUUAAAAUAAAUGUUAUAUCAGUGCUUUCUUAGGUCACAAGUAUAGCAUGAAUUUUAUUUAAUGUGAUAAAUAUGAAUAAUUUCAUAAUAACGUUAAAUAUCCUAAUAGAGAUCUGUUUAUAUAAAUAAGUCGUAGACAAAGGUCAACCUGUAGUAUUUAGGCGUAAUAGAUUAGUCGGAUUGUGUGAAUAGUGUGAUUAAUCCUGCCACAGAAACGUCCUGAUUGGUCAGAUGGCUUAUUUGCGUAUUUAUAUUAGCGAGGCAGAUAUUGUAAUAUAGAUUAAUUAAUUAAUAUAUGAGCGUUAUUCCUGCAUUAGAUGCACAUGUUUGGAGAUCAGAGUCUUCAUUCCGGUUGGUGCUAAGAAGUUGAUAGUGGCAUUUUCUAUGCUAAUGCUUUUGGGGGAAAAAUGAAACAAUGAAGAAGAAAAAAAAAGGGUAGCAUUGUGCUUUGAUGCAGAAUGCUAACUUCCUUUAAGCAUGGGGGAAAAAAAUUAAAUACAAAAUGUUUCGCUUGAAUUGAAUGUAAACAAGCACACACACACACACACACAUAUAUACAUUUACAAACGUCCAUUCCUGAUAAUUUCCAUCCAUUUUUAUUUUCUUACUCAAUCUGUCUGUAUUGUACUUAAAAUGUUUGUGACAUUUAUUACCAUCAUUGAUAAAAUGCUUAUAAAAUCGAAUAUGCAUAACCUGUACAAUGGUGCUGAACUUUGUAGCCUUUGUAGCUGAACGCUAUAGAAAUGCCUUUUUAAAGAGUUAGGGCAUGUGGGGAAUCGUAACGAUGGCAUGAACAGUGGCUAACGCUCGAUUAGGGCUUAAAAUGGCCGAUUAAAGAAAGAUUUGCAAUUCAACAA